This is a messenger RNA of Trichoderma citrinoviride, 1659 nucleotides long. Its product is annotated as BING4CT-domain-containing protein. Bases 1 to 1659 code for a protein of 552 amino acids. The record is from RefSeq and is a predicted model, not a curated record. NCBI's taxonomy places the organism in Eukaryota, Fungi, Ascomycota, Sordariomycetes, Hypocreales, Hypocreaceae. Gene Ontology annotation, cellular component: 90S preribosome; small-subunit processome; nucleolus. Gene Ontology annotation, biological process: maturation of SSU-rRNA from tricistronic rRNA transcript (SSU-rRNA, 5.8S rRNA, LSU-rRNA). The transcript has 2 exons. Gene Ontology annotation, molecular function: protein binding.
AUGGAGGCGGAACCGGCGGUAGCCCGAGCGCCGACAGCGCGCAAGAGCGGCGCAAUCGUCACGCACAAGCCCCGAACAGACAUGGCCACCCGCGCCGAGAGGGAAAAGGCGCGGAGGAUACGAGAGGCCCAGCAGGCAUACGGCCGAGGGAAGCAGAUCAACACCAAGCAGAUCAAGGACAAGAAGCUGCGGCGGAAUCUGAAACAGCUCGAGGCAAAGUACCAGAACGCGACGCUCAAGGCCAAGGAUGCCGAGAUCCUGCUGGAGAACACGUCCGGCUUCCUCGAGGCCGAGGGCGAGCUGGAGCGGACGUACAAGGUGCAGCAGGAUGAGAUCGUGGCCAACGUCGCGGUCGAGACGGCCAAGAAGCGGUUCGAGCUGAAGCUGGACCAGCUGGGGCCCUACCUGUGCGACUACUCACGGAACGGACGGGAGCUGCUGCUCGGCGGGCGAAAGGGCCAUGUCGCGACGAUGGAUUGGCGGGAGGGGAAGCUGGGCUGCGAGAUCCAGCUGGGCGAGACGGUUCGAGACAUCAAGUGGCUGCACAACAACCAGUUCUUCGCCGUGGCGCAGAAGAAGUACGUCUACAUCUACGACCGCAACGGCGUCGAGAUCCACUGCUUGAGGAAACACUCGGAAGUCACACACAUGGAAUUCCUCCCCUAUCACUUUCUCCUGGCCACAAUGAACACAGGAGGCGUCCUCAAAUACCAAGACACGUCGACCGGCCAGAUCGUCGCCGAGCUCCCCUCCCGCCUCGGCCCCCCGACCUCAUUAACGCACAACCCCUACAACGCCAUCGUCCACGCCGGCCACCAGAACGGCACCGUCACGCUCUGGUCGCCCAACUCGGCCGAGCCGCUCGUCAAGCUGCUGGCCCACCGCGGGCCCGUGCGAGGCGUCGCCGUCGACCGCGAGGGCCGGUACAUGGUCUCGGCCGGCCAGGACGCGCGCAUGGCCGUCUGGGACAUUCGCAUGUUCAAGGAGGUCAGCACGUACUCGACGUACACGCCCGCCUCGUCCGUCGCCAUCUCGGACACGGGCCUCACGGCCGUCGGCUGGGGCACGUCGACGACCAUCUGGAAGGGCCUCUUCGACAAGAACCUGGCCGAGCAGCAGCGCCAGUCGCACCCGUACAUGAAAUGGGGCCGCGAGGGCAAGGCGGUGGAGCGCGUGCGCUGGUGCCCCUACGAGGACGUGCUCGGCAUCGGCCACGACAAGGGCUUCUCGUCCGUCAUCGUCCCCGGCGCCGGCGAGGCCAACUUCGACGCCUUCGAGGCCAACCCCUUCGAGACGGCCAAGCAGCGCCAGGAGACCGAGGUCAAGGGCCUGCUCAACAAGCUGGCGCCCGAGAUGAUCGCCCUCGACCCCAACUUCGUCGGCAACGUCGACCUGCGCUCCGACGCCCAGCGCCGCGCCGAGCGCGACCUCGACGCCAAGCCCGUCGACGUCGCCGAGGAGAUCCGCAACCGCGCCAGGGGCAAGAACGGCGCGCUCAAGAAGUACCUGCGCAAGCAGCGCAAGCGCAACAUCAUCGACGAGAAGAGGCUGCGCGUGGACGAGCUGUGGAAGGAGCAGCAGAAGAAGAACGACAAGAAGCGCAAGGAGGUCGAGGAGGAUCUGGGGCCGGCCCUGUCGCGGUUUGCCAAGAAGGAGUGA